Molecule: messenger RNA, 5968 nt
Organism: Podarcis muralis (Common wall lizard)
Lineage: Eukaryota; Metazoa; Chordata; Lepidosauria; Squamata; Lacertidae
Source: RefSeq, a predicted model, not a curated record
GCUCCGGGAUUGGCCUGCCAGGCGCCGCGGACCCGGCCUCCCUGCACCCGGGAAGGGCGCCGCGGGGCGGAGCGAGGCCGCUGCUUCCCUCGCCGGCUUGGGAGCUGAGACUGUGUGCACCUUGCGACAGAACUGUGAAAUUUGGAGGCAGUCCAAGCAAAUAUAUCAUAAUGGCAGCAGAUUCUAUGGAAAUUGAUGAUGCUUUGUACAGUCGGCAGAGGUAUGUUCUUGGAGACACAGCAAUGCAGAAGAUGGCUCAGUCCCAUGUGUUCCUGAGUGGAAUGGGUGGGCUUGGAGUGGAGAUAGCUAAGAACAUAGUUCUUGCAGGAAUAAAGGCUCUUACCAUCCAUGAUACCAAGCAAUGCAAGACGUGGGAUUUAGGGACAAACUUUUUUGUUCGUGAAGAUGAUGUUCUAAAUUUAAGAAACAGAGGUGAGGCAUCACUUCAUCACAUUGCAGAGCUGAACCCAUAUGUCCAGGUGAUGUCAUCAACUACCCCUUUAAAUGAAGUUACAGACAUCUCUUUCCUCAGACAGUACCAGUGUGUCAUAGUAACUGAGAUGAAGCUGUCACUACAGAAGAAGAUAAAUGACUUUUGCCGUGCGCAGCACCCACCAAUUAAGUUUAUAAGUGCAGAUGUAUACGGGAUAUGGGCACGUCUGUUUUGUGAUUUUGGUGAUGAAUUUGAAGUCCUAGACACCACAGGUGAAGAGCCAAAAGAAAUCUUCAUUUCAAACAUAUCUCAGUCCAAUCCUGGUAUUGUCACUUGCCUUGAUAAUAACCCUCAUAAGCUUGAAACGGGACAGUUUGUAACUUUCCGGGAAGUUAAUGGAAUGCAGUGUUUAAAUGGAUCCACGCAUCAAAUAACUGUGGUAUCACCUUAUUCUUUUAGCAUUGGGAAUACGGUGGAUAUGGAACCUUACUUACAUGGCGGCAUAGCUAUCCAAAUAAAGACGCCUAAGAUAUUCCAUUUUCAACAGCUGGAGAAGCAGUUGAUUAACCCAACAUGCCUCGUUGCAGAUUUCAGCAAGCCUGAGGCCCCUCUGCAAAUUCACAUUGCCAUGCUUGCCUUGAAUCAGUUCCAAGAGAGUUUUGCUCGUAUGCCGACAAUUGGGUGCCUUCAGGAUGCUGAAGAGAUGCUGAAGAUGGCAGUGUCCAUAAGUAAAACAUUGGAAGGCAAACCUCAAGUUAAUGAAGACACGGUGAAAUGGCUAUCAAGGAUGGCUCAGGGAUCUUUGGCACCUCUUACAGCAGCACUCGGUGGUGUUGCCAGUCAAGAAGUCUUGAAAGCAGUGACAGGAAAAUUUUCUCCCCUGCAACAAUGGCUGUAUACUGAUGCAUUUGAAUUAGUCACAUUUCUAGAAAAAGUGAGCCAUGAAGAAUUCCUUCCAAGAGGGGACAGGUACGACGCCUUGAGAGCCUGCAUUGGAGACUCCUUGUGUCAGAAGCUGCACCGUCUUAAUGUUUUCUUGGUUGGUUGUGGUGCGAUAGGCUGUGAAAUGUUGAAAAAUUUUGCACUCCUUGGUGUUGGCACUGGACGAGAAAGGGGCAUGGUUACAAUUACAGAUCCUGACUUAAUAGAAAAAUCCAAUUUAAAUAGGCAAUUUCUGUUCCGUCCACACCAUAUACAGAAGCCCAAAAGUUGUACAGCAGCAACAGCGACACGUAACAUCAAUCCUCAGAUCAAGAUAGACCCAUAUCUGAACAAAGUUUGCCCAGCUACUGAGAACGUGUACAAUGAUGAUUUCUACACUGCACAAGAUGUAGUUGUUACUGCGCUAGACAAUGUGGAAGCAAGGAGAUACAUUGACAGUCGCUGUCUGGCAAGCUUGCGCCCUCUCUUAGAUUCCGGAACGAUGGGGACCAAAGGGCAUACAGAAGUCAUUGUGCCUCACCUAACAGAAUCGUACAACAGUCAUCGAGAUCCACCUGAAGAAGAAAUACCAUUUUGUACUUUAAAGUCUUUCCCAGCUGCCACUGAGCACACAAUACAGUGGGCAAGAGACAAGUUUGAAAGCGCUUUUUCACACAAGCCUUCCCUGUUUAACAAGUUUUGGCAAACGUAUCCAUCAGCAGAAGAGGUGUUACAGAGAAUAAAGUCUGGCGAGAGUUUGGAAGGCUCUUUCCAAGUUAUUAAAUGCCUUAGUAGAAGGCCCAGAAGUUGGCCCCAGUGUGUUGAAUUAGCAAGAUUAAAGUUUGAGAAAUAUUUUAAUCAUAAGGCACUCCAGUUACUUCAUUCAUUUCCCAUAGACACACGAUUAAAAGAUGGCAGUUUAUUUUGGCAGUCACCAAAGAGACCGCCUUUCCCGAUACAGUUUGAUAUCAACGAUCCUUUGCACUACAGCUUCAUAUUGAGUACAGCAAAAUUAUUUGCAGUUAUUUACUGCAUCCCUUUUACAGAAAAGGAUAUGUCAGAAGAAACCAUUUUAAAGAUCAUUUCCGGACUGAGGAUUCAAGAGUUUCGGCCUUCUAACAAAGUUGUACAAACAGAUGAAACGGUGAGGAAACCAGAUCCCAUUCCGAUAAGCAGUGAGGAUGAAAGGAAUGCUGUACUUCAGUUGGAGACUGCCAUAUUGGCCAAUGAAGCUACAAAAAAUGAUUUACAAAUGAAGGAACUCGCUUUUGAAAAGGAUGAUGACAGUAACGGGCACAUAGACUUCAUAACAGCAGCUUCAAAUCUGCGAGCCAAAAUGUAUAACAUUGAACCAGCAGAUCGGCUCAAAACAAAACGGAUUGCCGGAAAGAUUAUCCCAGCCAUUGCAACUUCCACAGCGGCUGUGUCUGGCUUGGUUGCUUUGGAAUUGAUCAAAAUUGUGGGUGGCUACCCCUUUCAGGCAUACAAAAACUGCUUUUUCAACUUGGCCAUUCCGAUAAUUGUCUUCACAGAAACAGCUGAAGUGAGGAAAACUGAAAUAAGAAAUGGAAUAUCUUUUACAAUCUGGGAUCGAUGGACUAUUUAUGGGAAAGAUGAUUUCACACUCUUGGACUUCAUAAACGCUGUCAAAGAGAAAUACGGAAUUGAGCCAACUAUGGUGGUGCAGGGAGUUAAAAUGCUGUAUGUUCCUGUAAUGCCUGGGCAUGUCAAAAGAUUAAAGCUGACAAUGCAAAAACUUGUGAAACCAGCAGCGAAUAAGAGGUAUGUGGACCUUACAGUAUCAUUUGCUCCAGAAACAGAUGGUGAAGAAGACUUGCCGGGACCACCAGUUCGAUACUAUUUUGCCCACGAAAAUAACUGAUGCAGGCCUACCGUUUACAGCAUAGCAGGACCACAUGCAAGGAGUGUGGCACCAUUUUUUAAAUGGUACUAUAUACUUGGUGAAGCCUUAAUUCAGAAACAAAACAGUGGAAAUUUGUGAGAUGUACUAAGGAGCUCCAUAGCAAAUCGGACUUUUAAUUUCCUUGUAUGUAGCAUUUUCAUAGCUAUCUAUACCUAAGGAGGACUGGAAGCUUGCUGGAAAUGAUGGUUCUUUUUGAAGAAAACACACUUAUUAAGCACUGCAGGAAGACCAGAACUGCAAUCAUAAAACCUGAUCACAGACACUGACCAUUAAAGGAGGUGGCAGUUGAGAUUUGAAGAAGCUGCCAAUUUAUACCAUCCUAAAACUGAUUUCCUUUUGUUUUGUUUCAUCUUGGCCCCUAAGCCAGUUCAUCCCGCUGACGUUCAUUUCAGUAACACAGCUAUUCUUUUUCCCCUUCUGAUGCUGAUAGCACAUUUGAAAUGUUGCUUUGGAAUAGAGUCAUAGUGAGGAGAAGCUGAGCUCUUGUAAAGUUAGGUUUUAUGUUCUUCUAAAAAUAAUAAUUAUGUCUUUCCUUGUAAAUCAGAAACAACACCAAUUCUGUUCCAGGCAGCGAUUGUCAGGGCUAGUUUGCUUUUUCGUACUGGUUUUAUUUAAUAAGCUUGGUAAUUCGUUCUUCGUAUGAAGAGUUUAGCCCAGUACAUUGAACUGAAUUGAAAAUACAAGUGUGGGGCUUUUAGCUGAAACUUGUCAACUGCCACAUCCUUCAACUGCCACCUCGGGUCAGAGUGAACACCUGGUGACAGAACCACAUAUUUUUACACCUUGAUCUGCUUCAAUCACAUAGGAAGAAAGGGAUGGGUCCUAUUUUGGCAGUAAAAAGAAUAUACGAUGGAAGGCAUUCCUCUCUGGCCAAUACUUUUCUCCCUGCAAGCCCUUCACCCCCAAGUGUUCUGCUCUGAGCCAAGCUCACUUGCAGUACUAGCCACAGACUGAUAAAGUAAGCCUGCAGUGGCAAGAGGGUGUAGCAGUCUUUGCCCACACCACUUUUGUUGCUCAAAAAUUAGCCCAUGCACCUGCCGCAUUCUUACGGAAUAGGGCAGAUCCAGGUUUAAACACACUGUUUACAUCCCCAGGAUACUGAAUUAUGCCAUCAGUGCUAUUGUCUGACCACUGGCGCUACUUGGUUGCGUAUUAGACCCCCCCCCCCAUCAGCUUUUAAAGGUUUCGCAAACGCUGGCCAUAACUCAACAUGGACCUUGGCAUGCUUAAGCCCAAAUCAGGGUGCUUAAAUGUGUUCAGUUCUGUGUUAGGUUGUGACCUCUUAUUUUAAAACUGCAAAAGCUUCCUGCCUGCCGCCACUUGGUGUGACAGUUCUGUAAAGCAUGUUAAUAUACAUAUUCCAUUUUGCCUGAAACGAGUGAUUAACAAAACAGUUUAGACAGCCAUAUUUAAAUAGUCCUGUACAAAAUAUACUAGGAGGCAGAGAAACAACUUCGGCCAUAGUCUGUAUGAAAUGGCAGUUUGCUGCAUAUACAUCAUGGCCCAUUUUGCUCAUCUGUGUAGCACUUGAAGGGUAAUGCUGUUGCUUAUCAUCUUCUCUUCCCCUUAUUCCCCUCCAUGCUUUGCUAGAGAAGUCAAAUCCACAUUCAACACUGUUAGAGCUUUUUAAAAAAUCACCAGGUGUCUACAAAGGCUUCAGAGUGUGUCCCUAAAGUGAGUUCCUUGGUUACAUCAAUAUUUUCUGACAUUAUGACAUACAGUUUCUCCGGCUUCGUAUUUCUAAAGGCACAUGAGUACCAAAUACAUUUUUCCAUAAAUAUUUGGAAAAUAGUCUUAAAAUGUAAUUAAUGCUACACAAAUGUGUUUCCCCAAUUAUACAGAUGAUAGUUUAUUAUAUUUUGUUAUAGUUUAUAAUAUUUGAUUUGACAACUGGCUGAUUAAUUUAUUUUAACAACAAAUAUUUCUUAUGGCAGUGGGAGGUGGGAAGAUACACUUGUGACAGUGGGGCGUGGAGGGGUGCUGAAGCUUUUGUUUAUGUUGCCAUAGUGGCAAUAGAGGUAUAUAUUUCAAAUAAAAGCUUUGAUCUUUAUGCUUUAAAUACUUUUGGAAAAAGCAAAGUACCGUGAGCUCAGAAAGCUAUAGAAGAUGGGUAGAAAUAAUAAUAAUAAAAAAGAAUGGCUGUCAUGAACUUCCAGUGGAAUGCAAUGAGUGUUUUUCACAAUCUGGAUGUGAUCAUGUCUUGUACUAGCAUUAAUAUUAUUUAUUUGUCUGUGGGGUUACUAAUCAGUGUUCAAAAGUAAGAACUAGACUAUCUUUGCAUUUGCAAAAUUGCAUUUGAUGUCAUACAUCAGUAGGCUUGAAACCGAAGAACCUUUUCCAGCAAGUCUUCCUUGCAGACCUUACAGUAUAGAAAAUUACAGAACAGGUAGCAAAAACAACAUACAGAUCUCCCUACCUGUUGCGCAGCCCCUUAGUCUUAUCUUGAGGAUUAUUCUUCUCACAUAAGUGAUCUCGGAGUGAUUUCAGUUUUAGUAAUAUAGAUAGAUGUGUACACACACACACACACACACACGGACUCUACACUUCCGCGGUUUGUGUUAUCUCUGAAUUUAUUUCAGUACAUUUUGAAGUGGGAGUGGGGUUUGUGUACACAAGAUAUGAUGUACAGCCAAAGCAGUUAUGAAAACUGCUUUUUGUCUUUUUCACAUUAAAUGAUUUGAAAACAUACA